CUUAUAGGGAGGACCUAGAUCAGCUGAAGCGGCACAUCGAACACACCUGUCGCCGCAUCGGACCAGUUGAGCUGUGCUGCACACGCGAGGCUUAAGUACAUCCCAACCUCACAUUAACUGUUUGCCUCGCCCUGCACAAGUACCAUGAACGCUGCUUUGAUCGUUGCGACCGCCGCGUCGGUGGCGUCGGCCAUCACUAUCAACACUCGCGUGCUUCGCCACUUUGAGACCGAGUCGACGAGGUCGGUCGACAUCCUUGUCAAACUCCCCUUGGACGUGGUGAGCAUGGAGCAGGGCGCGGCCGCGUCGACGUCGCCCCGCGAAUUCGUCCACGAGUUCUUGCAAAAUGCGUCCAUGGCGAACGUGGCCGAGCUCCAGAGCGUCGUCGGCGCCGGCGUGACGGUCAAGGCGUUGCCGAUUGGGGGCGCCGCGCUGAUCUCGGGCGCGACCAAGAUGACGUUGGACGUGCUGACAGCGGCAUCGGCCGUGACGUACGUGGACUUGAACUCGAACGACUACUCGAUCCCCGAGGUGUUGUCGGGGUCGAACGGCCGCGAUGCCGCUGCUGCCAACGAGUGGGGUGUGGAAGCCGUCGGCGCCCCAGAGAUCUGGAAGUACUCGACCGGGAAGGGCGCGAUUGUCGGGUCCAUCGACACGGGCGCGCUGCACACUCACGAAGCCAUCAAGGCCAGCUGGCGCUCUGAUUUGGGCUGGUUCGACCCGUACAAAAAGACGGCCAUGCCGUGGGACUCGCAAGGCCACGGGUCGCACACGAUUGGGACCAUGGUCGGUGCGAACGGCAUCGGUGUAGCCCCGGGGGCGCAGUGGAUCGCGUGCAUGGGUUUGUACGAGGGGUAUGGGACUACCGAGGCCAUGUUGACGUGCGCGCAGUUCAUGCUGUGCCCCACCAAGGCGGACGGCACGGGCGCCGACUGCAAGAAGGGCCCCCACGUCGUCAACAAUUCGUGGGCGGCGGACAGUGGGUACAACCCGUGGAUGGAAGACGCCGUCGCGGCGUGGAAGGCGGCCGGCAUCAUUCCUGUGUUUGCCAACGGCAACGCCGGGCCCAAGUGCGGCAGCGUCGGCAACCCCGGCGGGUACAAGACGGUCAUCAGUGUCGGCGCGAUGGGGUCGUACACCAACGAAAAGGACAAGCUCGCGUUCUUCUCGUCCAAGGGUCCCCAGACCACCAACGGCGCGUCGUCGUACGUCAAGCCGGACGUGUCAGCCCCCGGCUUCUACACGCGCUCCGUCGGCAUUGCGUCCAACACCGAGUACGUCGAGAUGGCCGGGACCUCCAUGGCGGCCCCUCACGUCGCCGGUGUCGUCGCCCUUAUCAAGAGCGUUGACAGCACGGUCUCGUACGAUCAAGUGUUCAAGUACUUGACGGCCACGACGGACCAGAAGGAUCUCAACACGACCGAGCCCAAGAAGUGGAUCUUGAGCGACAACAGCAAAUUGCUUGGGGCGCCCAACUGCGGCGGCACCGCCGACGCGUCGUGGCCCAACAACCGCUUCGGUCAUGGCCGCGUCAACGUCGGCACGAUCUUGCGCGACGGCAAGCUCAACGACAGCCGUCGCCCCACGUGCUAAGCGCCGUUCUCCCCAGCCAUUCGCUCGCCCCACCUCACGCGCUUAGUCGUCGCCUUAUCCGUUUUUCAAUCUCACCAAAACUAAUUCC
This is a messenger RNA of Aphanomyces invadans, 1681 nucleotides long. RefSeq lists its product as hypothetical. NCBI's taxonomy places the organism in Eukaryota, Oomycota, Saprolegniomycetes, Saprolegniales, Verrucalvaceae. Bases 145 to 1593 code for a protein of 482 amino acids. The record is from RefSeq and is a predicted model, not a curated record. The transcript has a single exon. Gene Ontology annotation, molecular function: serine-type endopeptidase activity. Gene Ontology annotation, biological process: proteolysis.